Scleropages formosus (Asian bonytongue) is the source of this 1669-nucleotide messenger RNA. Its product is annotated as calcium-binding protein 1-like. Gene Ontology annotation, molecular function: calcium channel regulator activity; calcium ion binding. Bases 312 to 1022 code for a protein of 236 amino acids. NCBI's taxonomy places the organism in Eukaryota, Metazoa, Chordata, Actinopteri, Osteoglossiformes, Osteoglossidae. The transcript is spliced from 7 exons. The record is from RefSeq and is a predicted model, not a curated record. Gene Ontology annotation, cellular component: cytoplasm.
UGACAGUGCGAUGGCAACGACUCUUUUCCAAAUACGCUCUUUGUUCACACGUGAGAAGAAGGGUCACCGUCUACGAAUUUAGGAAACACACCUGGAGUCCUGGGCGCGACUGUUGGACACCUUCGCACUAAUGUCCACUCGCUGACUGACGUCCCCUUAGACAAAUGCAUGGACACACAGACAUUCCCUUAGUCCCUAUUACCCAGAAUUCCCCUCCAAUUCCAGUCCCCCCAAAAUCCAGCCUUCGGCACCCCCGACUCCCCCGCCCUUAGACCAACGACUGUGGUCUCCAGCGAGCACCAAGACCUCUAAUGCUGUCUCUGCCCACCCUACCUACCCAAUAUUGCUGCCCCCCCCAACCCCUCACCCCCCGAUCCCAAAUGCUGCUCCAGGACCAGAAGAGGAGUUACCGCGCCGUUCAGUCCUGUGAGGACGGGGCCCGGGGCCCGGGGCCCUAUCAGGAACCACUCAUGGCCCUGGCGCAGAACUGCGCUCUCAUGCACAACGUGUUGGGCCCUGCCUGCAUCUUCCUGCGCAAGGGCUUCGCUGAGAGCCGGCAGGCUGACAGAGAGUUGAGGCCGGAAGAGAUGGACGAGUUGAGGGAGGCCUUCAAGGAGUUUGAUAAAGAUAAAGACGGCUUUAUCGGCUGCAAGGACCUGGGCAACUGCAUGCGCACCAUGGGCUACAUGCCCACAGAGAUGGAGCUCAUCGAGCUGAGCCAGCAGAUCAACAUGAACUUGGGAGGCCACGUGGACUUUGAGGACUUCGUGGAGCUGAUGGGACCCAAGCUCUUGGCAGAAACGGCGGACAUGAUAGGUGUGAAAGAACUGCGGGAUGCUUUCAAGGAGUUUGACGCGAACGGCGACGGCAAGAUCAGCACAGCUGAGCUCCGAGAAGCGAUGAAGAAGCUGCUGGGCCAACAGGUGGGCCACCGUGACCUUGAGGAGAUCCUGAGGGAUAUUGACUUGAACGGGGAUGGACACGUGGACUUUGAGGAAUUUGUACGAAUGAUGUCCCGCUGAAAGGGAAGAAGGCCGCAGCGUGUCAGGGUUGCUUCGCCGGAGUCGAGACGCUGGCCCGUCCGCGGUUCGGCCGAGAGACGGAGGGAGGGAGGGAGGGAACGAGGGAGAACAUUCCGCAUUUGGUGGCCCCUGCGAAGGACAUUGGGAACUGCUGCUGUAAGACCUCUGACCUCUGAGCCACGUGGGAACCAGCACCACAGUCGGUGUUGUCUAGCACGUGAUUUACCACACAUUUACCGUCAACGGACAGGCUGGGAGCCGUAGAUACACCGUUUUACCUGCCCUUCCUACCUGUAUGUGGAGACGCCGCCGUGGGGACGUGGACGUGGUGAUGGCAAUAUAUCUCCCCUCUGGAUCCACUGCAUCCAGGGCAGUUGUCCUUGCGUGAGCGUGUGUUCGGAACAAUACAACGCUUCAUUAUAAACUCUAUGCUUCGUUAUUUUUACCAUAGAAAUAAGGGAGCGACUGCAUCAUCCUGUGUGUCUUUACCAUACCUGCGUUGUGCCCUCCGUCCACACAACCUCUCGCUUUGUGGACCGGUCGACCUGAAGAACAUCCGAGGAGGGAUGCCUCUCUCUCACCUAAAUUUUACCCUGUUACUGCACUCAGUGACUGAGGUAUUGUAUAUUUUACAUUAGAUUUAUUUA